AUGCAGUCCAAGGACGAACCGCCGCUGUCGGAUCUCCUCCUCCCGUCGUCGCUACCGUUCAAGCGCGUGCAGCUGGAGGAGAAGUACCCGCGCGGCUCGCAGGUGCGCGGCGGGCGGCACUGGAAGCACCUGAAGCAGAUCCUGCAGCCGCACAACCUGCACGACCUGCCGCCCGACGAAGCCAACUACGUGACGAUAGAGGCGCCGCCGUCCAUGUACCCCGCUAAGAAGUACUGCGAUAUAACGGGGCUCGAGGCGCCCUACACGGAUCCGCACAGCAAGCUGCGCUACGCCAACCCCGCCGCUUUCGCCAUUGCGCGCUCGCUCCCCCACCCACACGCGCAGGCCUUCCUCGCGCUCAGAGGCGCGCAGACCAUCCCACUCUCUGGGUCUCUUGGACCCUCUCCCUGCCACAGCCUCGCAUUUCCCUGCUGCCGCUACACUGCUGCGCGCUGUGCCACUGCAAGGCGUGGCCUUGCUGCUCGGGCGGGUGGUGUUGCUACAGGCGGAAGAGGAGGCGGCGCAGGUGGUGUGACUCUAACGGAUGUGACAGAGUCUGGCGUGGGGGUGAUGGAGGGGGAAGGGAGGAGGGUGGGGAUGGGGUCUGCUGAGAAGAGGGCUGGAAAUGGAAGCGCAGUGGGUAUGGCUUCUGACAUUCCCAAGGUUGUGUGGGAGCUCGAGCAGGAGACAAAAGAGUUGCUGGAGUGGCCAAUGGUGUGCCGCCAGGUGGCACGAUUCGCUGACACAGUGAUGGGGUACAGGGAGGCGGAGGAGGGGCGGUUGGCAGUGGGGCGCACGUGGGAGGAGAGUCAGGCGCUGCUGCUGCAGACGGAGGCAGCGCUGCUGCUGCCGCGGCGGCUGGAUUUCAACGGUGCUGUGGACGUGGCAAGCACUGAGCUGGCAGCCAUCCGCGCCGCCAGGCGGGACAACCGGCGCCAGCUGGACGAAUCAUUGCAGAGAGCAGCGCGACGUGUGGUGGAGGGAGGGGGAAUGGAUGAGGCACAGCCUGUAGAGGCUAUCGAGUUGAAUAAUAACGAAGCAGAGCUGAGUGGGCAGGAGGCGGAGGAAGAGAAGAGGGUGCUGAGGGAAAUGGCCGAGCAGGUGGCGGAUUGUGCGCCGUUGAUUCGGGAUCUAACGGACAGGAUCGUUGCACUGGACCUGGCAUGUGCCCGUGCAAGGCAUGCCCUAUGGAUGGGUGCCUCUCGUCCUGUCCUCCUUCCACCCACACACCCUCUCUCCCAUGGCCAUGGGGAUAACUUUUCAGGGGUAAAUACGCCUGGGGACAGUGAUACAGGGAGAAAUACCCUUGCAGGGAGAGAAUCCUACAAAAUUGAAUCUUACGUGGUUGAGAUUCGGGGGAUACAGCACCUGGUGCUGCUGGAGAUGUAUCUUGACGCCCUCAGUGCUGCUCAGAGCAGGACGGGUAAAAGCACAGGUGCAGCAGACACCAGUGCAGUAGCAGCAACAGGAGGAGGACGAGGAGGAGCAGAAGCAGCAGCAGCAUCAGCAUCACCGCUGCCGACUCCCCCAGUGCCCAUAGACCUGCUGAUGCCGGCCGGCGUGGCAGUGGUGGUCAUCUCCGGCCCCAAUGCGGGCGGCAAGACGGCCGCCCUCAAGACCCUCGGGAUUGCCGCGCUCAUGGCCAAGGCGGGGCUCUUCCUGCCCCUGGCGGGGGACGUCGGGGGACAGCGAGCAGGGGAAGACGAGGCAGGGGCGGAGAGUGGGGGCAAGAGUGGGGGCGGGAGUGGGGGCGGGAGUGGGGGAACGGGAGAAGCAAGUAGAGGGAAGGCGCAAGUGGCGGUGGUGCCGUGGUAUGACUGGGUGGUGGCGGACAUUGGAGACGAGCAGUCGUUGGAGCAGAGCCUCUCCACCUUCAGCGCCCACAUGUGCCGCGUCUCCCGCAUCCUCCUCGCCUCCUCUCCCUCCUCCUCUCCCUCCUCUCCCCCCUCGCCCUCCUCGCCCUCCUCGCUCUCCUCGCUCUCCUCGCCCUCCUCUCCCUCCUCUCCGUCUCCUGCUUCUUCCUCAUCCUCCUCCCCUUUCUCCUCCUCAACUCUCGUGCUUCUCGACGAGGCGGGCAGUGGCACGGACCCGUCAGAGGGAGCAGCGCUCGCAGCGGCCAUUCUGAAGCACCUGGCGGGGUGCAGUGGGCUCACUCUCGCCACCACUCACUACGCUGACCUCAAGAAACUCAAGGUGGGGAGGGAAGACAAGGUGCUUCUGUCAGGGUUUGAGACGUCUCAAAGUGUGAGACGUCUUGACAUGGGCUGCAAUGGGCCCACACUCUCCACAACUCUUUACGCUGACCACAAGAAGCUCAAGGUAGGGAGGGAGGGAGAGUGGGAGGAAGGGAGAGGGGGAGGGAAGGUGGGAGGAAGGGAGAGCUGUCACUACCGGCAGGGCGCAAUGGGCUCGUUCGCCACCACUCACUACGCUGACCUCAAGAAACUCAGGUUACACAAGGGUCUCCCAUGCUCUCUCCUCUGUCUGACCGGUCUUCUAACACCUGCCUCUUCCCUUCACCCUCCCCAUCCUGUCCCUUCCUUCCGUCAGGCGGCUGAUUCUCGGUUUGAGAACGCCAUUGUGGCGUUCGACCCGGUCUCCCUGCGCCCCUCCUUCCACAUCCUCUGGGUUCUCCCCGGCACCUCCCACGCCCUCUCCCUCGCUGCCUCCCGCGGCCUGCCCCCCUCCCUCGUCGCCAGAGCCGCCAGGCUUGCCCGUGCUGCUAGUCUAGAGGCAGGGGAGGAUGAGGAGCGGGAGGAGCGGGAUGAGGAGGAGAGGAGGGAGGGAGAGGAGGGGAGGGGAUUAGGGGAGAGAAGGCAAGUGGGGAAGAGUGAGGCGGACGAGUAUGCUACCCUGGGAGCAGGAAGGGGAGAGGGUGAGGGAGUGGGAAUAUUAGCAUCUCUCAAGCAGCAGUGGCAGCGGAACGUGGAAGAUGCAAGAGAGGCAGCAGAGGCAAGGCAACAAGCAGAGAGGCUCCUGAAAGACCUUCAGGCGCACUACACGAGCAGCAGCACCACACAGCAGGGCCAGCAGGAGCAGACUCUCCCUGUGAGGGAGGUGCUGUGGAAGAGAAGGUAUCAGAGGGACGUUCAGGAGGAGGUUUUGGCAGCAAGGGAGGAGAUUUCUCGUGUUGUUGCCGCUUUCCAGGAAACUUCCCUUGCUGGUGUGCCGGAGCGGGCGGCGACGGACCAGGCCUGUGCUGAUGUGGCAGCCGUGGCGGCUUUGACGGGCCUCUCUCCCGAAGCUAACUCUGCUAUAGGUUCGGAUGCUUCGGUUGGUGGCUCGGCAGGAGACCCAGGAGGGGCGGACUGGGUUCCUGCUCUGGGAGAGCCUGUGUACGUGAGGAGGUUUGGCACCAAUAUGUGUGGUACGGUGGUGGCAGUGGGUGGUGGUUCUGGGGAAGGCUCGGCAGAAACAGCAGCUGCUCGGUCCGUGACGGUUCAACUGGGAAAUCUACGAUUGCAAGUGCAGAGAGCAGACCUCCUUCCCGCCACCGAUGGCAGUGGUGAUGGUAGGACUGAUGGAGAGGCAGGAAGGAGGGGGCCCACAGGAGGGCUGUUUGGCAGCCAAUGGGAGCAAGAUGAUGACAGUAACAAUAGCAGCAGCACGAAUAGUACCAGGGGAUUGAAGCGUGGUGGUCAGUUCCCCUCUCCGUCCUCCUCCUCCUCCACUCCACUGCCAGCAGUGAGAGAGGCAGCAGUGCAGACAGCGCGCAACACAGUGGAUGUGAGGGGGAGGAGUGCAGAGGAUGCAUUAGCAGCGGUGGACCUAGCAGUGCAGUCCAGCCCGCCUGGUGCUGUGCUGGUUUCGCGGCACGAGGCAGAGAGUAGGUUGAAUAUUGGGUGUACUAUAGCAUAUAUUGGGUGA
Messenger RNA from Closterium sp. Naga37s-1, 3867 nucleotides. The record is from the annotation of a GenBank genome assembly. NCBI's taxonomy places the organism in Eukaryota, Viridiplantae, Streptophyta, Zygnematophyceae, Desmidiales, Closteriaceae.